Molecule: messenger RNA, 759 nt
Organism: Colletotrichum chrysophilum
Lineage: Eukaryota; Fungi; Ascomycota; Sordariomycetes; Glomerellales; Glomerellaceae
Exons: 2
Coding region: 1-759 (252 amino acids)
Biological process (GO): protein targeting to membrane; peptidyl-L-cysteine S-palmitoylation
Cellular component (GO): Golgi apparatus; endoplasmic reticulum
Molecular function (GO): protein-cysteine S-palmitoyltransferase activity
Source: RefSeq, a predicted model, not a curated record
AUGUCGCUCUAUCCCUACGACUGGUCAAUUUUCUUUCCCGGCCACGAGUGCAAGACCUGCGACCACCACUGCAUCUUCAUCAACGGCUGCGUCGGCUACAAGAACCACCACUACUUCCUUCUGCUCCUUGCCACGACGGCCCUCCUCACGACCUACGGUGGUUUCCUGGGCUUCUCCCUCCUGUCCAAGCAUGUUGCAACCGAGUACCCGACAUGGGCCCUGUGGCCGCCAAAAGGAAUGGAGAUCAAGGACUAUCUCCUCAUCUGGAAUUGGGCACUCCAGGACAGUGUUGGAAUGGGCGCAGUUACCUUGCUCGCUGCGAUGAUCUCGCCAUUGGUCUGGGGAUUGUUCGCGUACAACGUUUGGCUCAUCUAUAGUGGCACCACUACCAACGAAUCACUCAAGUGGUCCGAUUGGAAGGCUGAGAUGGAUGAUGGCUGUGCCUUCAAACGGAAACUGCUGCCUAACCGAGUAAAGGAUAGACGAUACGAGCCGGAGCGAACGCGAUGGCCCCUCGAAUCACAGCAAGUGCUUGCAAGAACGGAUGACGGCAUGCCCCCUCCGUCGAACGUGUCCACGCAAUCAGAAUGGGAGCGAGUGUGGAAGUUGGCAGACGUCGAGAACCUGUACGACCUAGGGUUCUGGGAUAACGUGGCAGACGUCUUCGUCCCCGACUACAAUUUUAAUGUUAAGCGUGACCAGCCGACUGUUGAGGCUGUCGGGCGACAGAGGCAUUCAGCAAGAGGAGCGCCUAUUUAG